This is a messenger RNA of Poecilia reticulata (guppy), 1211 nucleotides long. RefSeq lists its product as uncharacterized. Lineage: Eukaryota; Metazoa; Chordata; Actinopteri; Cyprinodontiformes; Poeciliidae. The record is from RefSeq and is a predicted model, not a curated record. Gene Ontology annotation, biological process: response to bacterium.
AUGACGGCCCUAGUCAUCACCUGGUGUCUGACUUUUCUCUUUUUGGGGAGUUCAGGUCAGAACACAUUAUUACGUCAGGAACGGACUUUUAAUUCUACAGAAGUGGGCAGCAACAUUACUCUUCCAUGUUUCUAUCAUCCGAAAAAUGCGGUGAUUAUUUACUGGUUUAAACAAACUGUGGGACAGAAACCGAACAUGUUUUCCAGUCAUUAUAGAUUGAAAAAUAAAGGUACCUUUCACGAUGAGUUCAAGGACAAUCCUCGCUUUGAACUAGCAGCGGGAAACGGUAAAAACCACCUUCGAAUCUCUGAUUUGCAACCUUCAGACUCGGCUACUUACUACUGCGUCGCUAUCGAUUCAAACACAUUCGAGUUCGGAGACGGAGCGACGGUCAUCGUAGAAGGUCCUGGUUCAAACAUUCACACUUUGGUCCAUCAGCCAGAAGGGUCUGUGACCCUGAACUGUUCUGUAGGCACUGGAAGCUGUGAAGGAGAGAACAAUUUUUACUGGUUCAAAGAGGCAAAAGAAUCUCAAGCAGGACUCAUUUACACUCCUGGAGGCAGAAAUGACGGAUGCCGUAAGACAAUGACGACAGCAGCACAAACCUGUGACUACAUUGUGCCACUGAUGAACCUCAAUGUGUUCGAUGACGGGGUUGUCAGCUGCGCCGUAGCCUCAUGUGGAUCUUUACUGUUUGAAGAUGGAGAAAACAUGGAGUCAGCAGGUGAGCUGAACUCCCCUGAACUUGUUGUACAUUUUCUGAGCGGAGCUCUGACAGUCACCGUCAUAUUGAGUGCUGUGAUGGCUUUCUCAAUAUGCAGGAUAAAGAAAACGAUCCGAUCUCAUUGCGCAGCAAAGACAGAUGCAGAACCAGCAGAAAGCCACACAGCAGAUGCUGAGGGUAACGAAGAUGAAGAGAACCUCCAAUAUUCUACGUUGAGGCAACACAGGUCGAACGGAUCAAGACGACAGAGAGACGACACAAGGAGUCAGUGUGUGUACGCGAGUGUAAAACAGGCCAAAUCCACACUUGCUGCAGCAACGCCAGAAAAUGCGUUAUAAAAUGUUUGUUGAAUGUGACGUGAAAGAAAUGUACAAACAAUAAUGGGGCUUUCGUACAUUUUUAUGAAUUUCCAAGAGCUGAUAUGUUUCUGUGGUGGCGCCUGUUAAGUCUGUACAGCUGAAACAAUGAGCUAAAGGGCUUUACAACG